UGGCUGAGCCAGCAGUGUGCCUGCUGCACUCCACAGCGUCAGCCAAGGAAAUGUCUGACCAGAACGUGCGCAAUGCUGGUUUCACCUCUGCUGGGAUCACAGGAGGCUCGCUUGCUUCCAAAAUGAUGUCCCAGGAAGCAAGAGCUAUGGGGGGAGGUGUGCCUUCCCGAGGUCCUACUUCUACGCUCCAAGAAAUGGGUGCCAGAGGCUCAACCCAUUCAACAGGUUUUACCAGCAGCGGGAUCUCUGGUGGAUCCAAGGCCUCCACAAUGAUGUCCCAGGAGGCCAGGUCUCAUGGAGGUGCAACUCCCAGGGGCAGUACAACUUCCACCGUCCAGUCCAUCUCAAUGGGUGGCAAAGGAGGAAGGCGCUGAAUAAGAAAAAAGUACUGGACCAGAAGCAAGCUCCACAAACAGUUCAUCCCUCACUAAUGGCAUCAUCUGACAGUUUCUGCCCUUCUCUGCUCUCCCCGAUGUUGACAUGAAAGAAAAAGCCUUUCCAUGCACAAAUAAGGAUUCUGUUAAAAUGAUGGAUGCUUGCAGGAAACUGGUUGUCCAGUGUAUUUGUUUUAAUAAAAAAAAAAAAUCCUGAGCUGAUCGUAUUAGUGGAUAUCUGUGUGAAAUAAAUGAUAAUGAAUAAGAAUCCCUACUAA
Molecule: messenger RNA, 652 nt
Organism: Struthio camelus australis
Lineage: Eukaryota; Metazoa; Chordata; Aves; Struthioniformes; Struthionidae
Product: interferon alpha-inducible protein 27, mitochondrial
Cellular component (GO): membrane
Source: RefSeq, a predicted model, not a curated record